AUCAGCUCAGCUGCCCCUAACUGGAACUAAACUGAACCACAGUCGCGUGUCAUAACCGAUCGCGGUUCAGCGUUUCGGCAUCCGGGGUCAACGCAUGAGUGUCAGCUGAUCCGUUCCAGGAUCUGCUGAGAGUUGUGAACGCUCCUGUUUGAUAGCAAGGAGUAGUACAUUCGUUUAACGUAGCAAUUCAUUGUUUUUAAAGCAGUGGAAAUGGCCUCAAACCCACCCAGGUCAAAGACUGGAAUUAAUUCGAAUGAAAGGCUCCACAACUUGAAGAACACGUUCGAAACAAAGUAUGGAGAAUCUCCUCUAUUCUAUGCAUGUGCACCUGGGAGGGUCAAUCUAAUAGGAGAGCAUAUCGAUUACUGUGGCUACGCUGUUCUUCCAAUGGCCAUUGAACAGAAUAUCCUGGCAGCAGUCUCAGUGAACAACUCGGGGACAAUCGUACUCGCCAACACAAAUCCUCAGUACAAGGAUUUCACCGUGUCAUGUUCAGAGGACAUCGCCAUAGACCGAGAGAAUCCAAAGUGGUAUUAUUACUUUCUCUGUGGAGUAAAAGGUAUUCAGGAGAAGCUUGGUGGUGCUCGGUUAUCGGGGAUGUCGUGCGUCAUAGAUGGAACUAUCCCCCCGAGCUCCGGCCUCUCCAGUUCCAGUGCCUUAGUUUGCUGCGCCGGGCUCGUAACAAUGGAAGCAAAUCAAAAGUCCCUCUCCAAGACGGCACUGGCUGAGAUCUGUACUAAAAGCGAGCGCUACAUUGGCACAGAGGGAGGCGGCAUGGACCAGUCCAUCUCUUUCCUGGCAGAGAAAGGAACUGCAAAGCUGAUAGAGUUCCAGCCUCUGAGGGCGACUGAUGUCAAGCUCCCAGAGGGCGCCGUGUUUGUGAUCUCCAACUGCUGCGUUGAGAUGAACAAAGCUGCUUCGUCUCACUUCAACAUCCGUGUGGUGGAGUGUCGAAUCGCCACAAAGAUGCUGGCAAAGGCGCGAGCCUUGGACCCAAGCAGGUUGCUGAAGCUGGUGCAGGUUCAGACUGAGCUGGAGGCCUCCCUGGAGGAGAUGCUGGCUCUGGUGGACGAGGUGUUGCAUCCUGAGCCCUACAGCCGAGAGGAGAUCUGCAAGGAGCUCGGUGUCACCGCUGAGCAGUUUUCAUCAGAGCUGCUGAGCGCCAACACUCAGCACGUGACACAUUUCAAGCUGCACCAGCGAGCCAAGCAUGUGUACGGUGAAGCUUCGCGGGUGCUGGCGUUUAAGAGCGUGUGCGACUCCGAGCCCGCCCAAUCCGUGCGGCUGCUGGGAGAGCUGAUGAACCAGAGCCACGCGAGCUGCAGAGACCUCUAUGAGUGUAGCUGCCCCGAACUGGAUACACUGGUGGACAUCUGUCUGAGGUCCGGGGCAGUGGGCUCCCGGCUGACGGGAGCAGGUUGGGGCGGCUGUGCUGUUUCCAUGGUUCCUGUUGAGCAGGUCGAGUCGUUCUUACGAGCGGUGAGCGAGGCCUACUACCUCCACGAUCCACGCAGAGCAGCGAUGGAAAAACAGAGUUUGUUUGUGUCAAAGCCAGGCGGGGGGGCUGCCAUUUUCCUCACAGAGUAGAAAGCAUUCUCCAUGUGUGUUUAUGACACAUUGAAAUACACUUCUGCUGGGGAAUAUAUUACUAUUAUUAUUAUUUUACGUUUGAUUCAGACGGCACUCACAGAUGACUUCUUUGCUUUUUUUUUAUUGUUAUAGAAUAUGAUGGCAGAGCAUUGCUAACCGUAAAGAACUGCUUCUUCCAAAGGGAAUAUGCUUUUAGUUUUUUAAAUCACAAAGGUGUGUGUAAUACAUUUAUUUUGAACAUUGUUGUCACUGGCUUAACAUGACAUCUAAUUUGUGCCACUGUAUGAAAGAAGUCCAUUCCUUUAUCCUUUUUACACGUGAAUAUAAUGUACUUGACAAGAGCAUGAAAUCGUGAAUAAUUAAAUGAACAUUUCUAUGUACAAUUGAAGCAGUCAUCAUCGGAGCAGCUUCACUCA
Gasterosteus aculeatus aculeatus (three-spined stickleback) is the source of this 2006-nucleotide messenger RNA. RefSeq names its product galactokinase 2 (gene galk2). NCBI's taxonomy places the organism in Eukaryota, Metazoa, Chordata, Actinopteri, Perciformes, Gasterosteidae. Gene Ontology annotation, molecular function: ATP binding; galactokinase activity. Gene Ontology annotation, biological process: carbohydrate phosphorylation; galactose metabolic process. The record is from RefSeq and is a predicted model, not a curated record. Gene Ontology annotation, cellular component: cytoplasm; cytosol.